Metarhizium robertsii ARSEF 23 is the source of this 2748-nucleotide messenger RNA. RefSeq names its product N-terminal binuclear Zn cluster-containing/DNA binding domain-containing protein. Bases 1 to 2748 code for a protein of 915 amino acids. The transcript is spliced from 4 exons. Gene Ontology annotation, cellular component: nucleus. Lineage: Eukaryota; Fungi; Ascomycota; Sordariomycetes; Hypocreales; Clavicipitaceae. Gene Ontology annotation, biological process: regulation of DNA-templated transcription; DNA-templated transcription. Gene Ontology annotation, molecular function: DNA-binding transcription factor activity, RNA polymerase II-specific; DNA binding; zinc ion binding. The record is from RefSeq and is a predicted model, not a curated record.
AUGAAUUCAUCUUCACUCCCGUUGCCAGCGGCCAAUUCUGGUGCUCCUAUUGCUAUCCCCAGACAGCAGGUUAGCAUUGAGCGUCUUCCAACAAGGCGACAAGGCAACGAGCCACGCGAGUCGAUGAACUGCAAGUCCUGCCGAAAGCGAAAGAUUAAAUGCAACCGUAUGCGACCGUCGUGCGAAGCAUGCCAGGUCUUCCAGUGUCCAUGCAUUUAUGAUGCUGUCCCCAAGAAGCGUGGGCCGAAAACAGACGUGCUUGAAGCUUUGCUGAAACGGGUCGAUGGACUGGAGGCGAAGCUGAAGGAGAAGAAUUCCGAGGGAGACACGUCCAAAGUUGGGGAAUCUGCGCCUGUGGAAGUUGAGGAAGAGGAGGACACUGACUUUGCGGAGCCGGCCCCGAAGAGACUUGCAACCGAGGCAAGCAAAUCUUCCGAUGAAGAUGGCCUCAAGACCGUCACGGACCAUGAACCGACCGCCAGGUGGGACAUCAAUAGUCGUUGCUCUCCGAAUACUUCGAGCUUAUAUCCUCAUAGUGACAAUCCUGCCUCUCCGGUGGAAACAGACGCCUAUCUUCACACCUACUUCGCACGAUUCCACGGCAAGCCAUAUUACAUCCUGGAUGAAGCAUCCGUCCGCCAUCGGAUACAGUCGAACCAGUUGCCGGAUAGCGUCGCGUUCGCUAUCUGGGCUGUAGCAUCAAGGCAAGUAGCUAGAAUUCGAGAUGGCGAUUUUGAAAUCUUCAUUGCUGACUGUUGGUCCAGGCACACUCCGCAUCCCGGAGGGACCCAGGCCGCUCUUCAAUUAAGCCAAGACUAUGCACAGCGGGCAAGGCGAUGUAUUGACACAGAUGAUCUAUCAAUAGAUUGCUUGCAGGCGUCAUUACUCUUGGUUCUGGCAUUCAUGGCAUCUGGCCACAGCAAGAAGGCCUACAUGUUGAUGUCAUCGGCAAUCGCCAUGGCCAUGGCACUGGAGCUUCAUCGUGAAAUCGAUGCCCACGCGCACGUUACACCAGUCGAACGUGAGUUACGCCGACGACUUUUCUGGACCUGCUACUUAUUGGAUCGCUACGCGUCCUGCGGAUCGAGGCGACCAUCUUUAAUCAGUGACAACUCAGUGGCUCUGCGGCUACCAUCGUGGUGUCCUAGCCCUUCAUCCCUGGCAGUCGACGGGGAGUUUUUCCAACAGGGUUCUAACCUCCAAUAUUACCAAGGCAGCGGAAAGAAGUCACAAGGUAGUACUGGAUUGCUCAUUGACAUCACGCGUAUCCUUGGCAUUACAAACAGAUAUUUAGCUGCUGGGGGUGUAAAAGGCGACCCUCACUUCCCCUGGCAUUCAUUAUCGACUCUGUCAAAAAUUCGUCAAGAGCUUGACUUUUGGGCAUCCGGCGCUGGCCCUGUGUUCUCCGGCCUUCAAGCGCUCUUUCAUCAAACAGAAGCCUCAAUAGGGUUUUUGAGCAAGCUGAUAUAUCAUCUGAUACAUUGUCUAGUGUACCGGCCGUUCCUCCCAGUUGACCUAGCAGAGCUGGCUGGCAAUGGGCAACAUCAGUCUUGGCAGAUCGAGGCGACCAACAUGUGCUUUUUGCAUGCGAACGCUAUUGGUGAACUGAUAGACGCAGCGAGGCAUGCAGGUACUGUAGAAUGGCCAGCAAUUGUUGGCUAUUGUAUUUGUACUGCGGCAACAGUGCAUAUACACGGAGCUCACUACUCCAACCCUAGUGCCUACGGGGGAGACGUGAACGUCUUUAGCGCAUCGUCGAACUUGCUUUCUCGGGAGAUGAAACACCUUAGCGAUCUACACUUCGCAUGGGCCAAUAUUCGACACCAGAGCGAUACAUUGCAAGAGAUUUACAGUGCUCAUGGAGAGCUGGUCAAGGCUAUGGUAGCCAGCUCUAUGCGUUAUACUCCAGGGUUUCACCUUGAGGAAUUUUUCGAAAGAUAUUCCAACAUUGGAGGGCCAGGAGGAAAAUCGUAUCGGUUUGACCCAGCACACCUAAGCAUGUCGGAUAUUGUUAUAGAUUUUACCGCCGAUCGAUGCAGCGAGUCACCAGUAGCCCGCGAAACUGAACGAUAUAGCCAUAAACGCAAAAACACUCUAUCAACCAAGAAAGGGAAUGACGAAGGAACCAAUGCCGGGUACGACCAGGUUGCAGCAAUGAGCCAACCGACGGGAGCAGGCAACGUGCCAUACUCGAUACAUAUGACACAACUCCCGUCCCAUGUUUCUAAUGGGCACAUGCAGCAACAAGUGUCCAGGCCACCGGAUGCACACAUAAAAUCUAGUGGCACUCUAUUCGAUGCAGCGCAAACCAUUCAUGGGUAUACCAUGCCGCCAGAUAACUCGGCAAACAAUUCUGGCCAGGGCAUAGUGCCUAUGAGCGGGACAAGAUUCAGCCCAGCGUACGGUUAUGCCAUGGGUUCCAAUGUCAUGAAUAGUCAGAACAAUGUGAACGACGGCAAUACAAAUUUCGAUGCUAUGUUUGGAGCACUACCGACAAACACAUUCAGCAGCGCUGCUGGUUGGCAGGGCGAAGAUGGUCAGCAGCACAACAAGAUGAAUAUUCCCACAAGUGGCGUGGCACCAAGCCCCGGAACCAAGAGUUCUAGCGGAAGCACAGGGACGGGACACAGCGACGAAAAAGACCCCUUUCUCAGCCUAUUGGAGCAACUUGCAGAAGAUGAGCAACGUUUUAACGGCGGGGGAGCCGACUUGGAUUUCUUCCUGACUGGCAACAACAUCGGUGCCUAG